AUGGUAGACAAGUCAAUGAAGAAGCCAUAUGGCUGGGUAGAGGAUAUCUUUGUGAAGGUUGAAGACCACUACAUCCCUGCAAACUUCAUAGUCUUGGACACUGGGGAAGAAGAAGAUGACUCUGUCAUCCUUGGAAGACUUUUCCUAGCUACUGCCAAUGCUAUCAUUUAUGUUUUAAAGAGAGCUGCUAGGCUUUAUGCUGCAAGUUGGGUUCAUGACAUUAGUCCUGAUCUUCGGCCAGAACAUUGUAAGAAGGAUGAAAUGACCGCUAAUGGUAAAAAGAAACCUGCUACAAGAAAAAGGCCUUCAACACUGGAGGAUCUUGGUACCAUCUCUGUCCAAAGUUUAUAUUAA
Molecule: messenger RNA, 354 nt
Organism: Arachis duranensis
Lineage: Eukaryota; Viridiplantae; Streptophyta; Magnoliopsida; Fabales; Fabaceae
Exons: 2
Coding region: 1-354 (117 amino acids)
Source: RefSeq, a predicted model, not a curated record